Molecule: messenger RNA, 1182 nt
Organism: Neopelma chrysocephalum (saffron-crested tyrant-manakin)
Lineage: Eukaryota; Metazoa; Chordata; Aves; Passeriformes; Pipridae
Gene: CACNB1
Product: calcium voltage-gated channel auxiliary subunit beta 1
Exons: 11
Coding region: 1-1182 (393 amino acids)
Biological process (GO): neuromuscular junction development; regulation of voltage-gated calcium channel activity; chemical synaptic transmission
Cellular component (GO): voltage-gated calcium channel complex
Molecular function (GO): protein binding; high voltage-gated calcium channel activity
Source: RefSeq, a predicted model, not a curated record
AUGGAGAUCCCCGGCAAAGACCACCCCACCGCCCCGGGUGGGCUGAGCCCCCUGUCCCUGCUCUCCCAGGGCUCGGCAGAGUCCUACACCAGCCGCCCCUCGGACUCGGAUGUGUCGCUGGAGGAGGACCGGGAGGCGCUGCGGAAGGAGGCCGAGCGCCAGGCCAUGGCCCAGCUGGAGAAAGCCAAGACGAAGCCGGUGGCGUUCGCCGUCCGCACCAACGUCGGCUACAACCCCUCGGCCACCGACGACGUGCCCGUGCAGGGCAUGGCCAUCUGCUUCGAGCCCAAGGACUUCCUGCACAUCAAGGAGGUGGGCAGCGGGCUGGGGGGGCUGGUGGCAGCCCCGGGGUGGAUCCCGCUCCCUCUCUCUCUCUCUCUCUCUCUCUCUCUCUGUGCUUCUCCCUCCCCCAGCAAAUCCGGGGACAACUCCACCUCCAGCCUGGGUGACGUGGUGACAGGGACCCGCCGGCCCACGCCCCCGGCCAGCGGUGCCCUGGACAUGCCCAGCUUUGCCUUUGACCCCGAUGAGUUAGAGGAGGAGGAGGCCUUGGAGACCCAGCGCUCCCCUAAGAGUAGCGUGAGCAGUGUCACCACCCCCCCCGCCCACAACAAGCGCAUCCCCUUCUUUAGGAAGGCCGAGCACGUGCCCCCCUACGACGUGGUGCCCUCCAUGCGACCCAUCAUCCUCGUGGGGCCCUCGCUGAAGGGCUACGAGGUCACGGACAUGAUGCAGAAAGCCCUGUUCGACUUCCUGAAGCAUCGCUUUGAUGGCAGGAUCUCCAUCACGCGGGUCACGGCCGACAUCUCCCUGGCCAAACGCUCCGUGCUCAACAACCCCAGCAAACACACCAUCAUCGAGCGCUCCAGCACCCGCUCCAGCCUGGAUGUCUUGGCCGAGGUGCAGAGCGAGACCGAGCGGAUCUUCGAGCUGGCCCGGACGCUGCAGUUGGUGGCCCUGGACGCCGACACCAUCAACCACCCGGCCCAGCUGGCCAAGACCUCCCUGGCCCCCAUCAUCGUCUACAUCAAAAUCACCUCCCCCAAGGUGCUGCAGCGCCUGGUGAAGUCCCGGGGCAAGUCCCAGGCGAAGCAUCUCAACGUGCAGAUGGUGGCCUCGGACAAGCUGGCGCAGUGCCCGCCUGUGAGUGUGCCACGCCCCGCGCGGCCACGCCCACCCUGA